UUUGGGGAUUAUCUUUUUCGGUUCUGAGAGAACCUGUGAACAAUGACUGAAUCAGUGCCGGAAUCAGGUCAUAUACCCGCCGGAGAAUCCAAGAUUAUCCCUGUCGAGGCCGAAAGCAUCAAGCAGAGAGUCGAAGAGGUUGUACAAUGGGUUGAUUCGCUUGAGCAUAAACUGACAGAAGUAGAAAACUUUUACUCGACCAUUGCCCUCUCAAACUCUGCCUCUAGACAUGUUGUUGGGAUCAGGAAGGUCCAACAAGAGGCUGCUCGUAGAGAGGCCGUUGCUGCAAAGAGAAUGCACGACCUCAUGCGUCAGUUCGGAACAAUCUUCCGUCAGAUUACUCAGCACAAGUGCGCAUGGCCUUUUAUGCACCCUGUCGAUGUAGAAAGUCUUGGUCUUGAUGACUACUAUGAGGUUAUUGAUGAGCCCAUGGACUUCAGCACGAUAAAGAAUCAGAUGGAUGCUAAAGAUGGUACCGGGUACAAACAUGUAAUGCAAACCUACGCUGAUAUGCGGCUAGUCUUUGAGAACGCAAUGAAGUAUAAUGAAGAAGCUAGUGAUGUCUACUCUAUGGCCAAAACAUUACUGCAAAAGUUUGAGGAGAAAUGGGCACACUUUCUUCCUAAGGUUCUAGAAGAGGAGAAAAUACGGGAGGAAGAGGAGAAGCAAGCGGCAAUGGAGGCGCUGCUAGCAAAAGAAGCAUCUCAUACCAAAACAACUAGAGAUUUGAGCAAUGAGAUUUGCAAUGUUAAUGACGAGCUGGAGAAGCUAAGGAAUGUAGUUGUGGGAAGAUGCAGGAAAAUUACAAGUGAGGAGAAACGUAAUAUUGGUUUUGCAUUAUUGAAACUGUCAACGGAUGAGCUACAGAAGGUGUUGGGUAUCGUUGCUCAGGCUGAUCCUAGAUUUCAAACUAGAGCAGAAGAAGUGACAAUUGAGAUGGACGUACUGGACGAACCAACACUGUGGAGGCUAAAGUUUCUUGUGAAGGAUGCGUUGGAGAAUGCAACGAACAAGAAGAAAGAAGAGAAAAUAAAGACUGGAGAAUGUAGAGGGACAAAACAAAACAAUGAGGUUUCUAACAAGCGAAAUGCAGUGAACAAGUUAGCAGAGAGAAGAACCAAGCGGCCAUGCUUGUGAUCCACAGACAAUUAACAUCUUCUCUUUCUAUGAAUGUUCUGCAAUCGUUGUGUAUAUCAGAAACAAAACUAGCUUCUUUUCUCGUUUGGAUUUUACUAAUCAACUUUCAGAAAGGCUUUAGCUUUAUUGACACAUGUUCCUCU
Brassica oleracea var. oleracea is the source of this 1280-nucleotide messenger RNA. Its product is annotated as transcription factor GTE6. The coding region runs from base 43 to 1137 and encodes 364 amino acids. Lineage: Eukaryota; Viridiplantae; Streptophyta; Magnoliopsida; Brassicales; Brassicaceae. The record is from RefSeq and is a predicted model, not a curated record. Gene Ontology annotation, molecular function: protein binding. The transcript has 8 exons.